AUGCAGCACAAUAACGCAUCACCUCAUCGCAUCAAGCAUGAUGAAGAAGGUUUGAACGCCUGUUUAUCGGAAGUGUGCAAAAACAUGUUUGGAAGUCAGCACCCAAGCAGCCCGGACUUGAGCGUUCUUGAUCUGGGUAACUUUAGCCCCUUGCAAUCGAGACUGUUCAAUAUGCCUGCUUCAACUCUUGAAGAUUUGAUUAAGAACGUGAAGACCGCUUUCGAGAACUUACCUUCCACGACGAUUGAAAGCGUGUUCUCAAGCCUUCAAGGUGUCCUUGCCAGCAUUGUUGAUUGGUAUGGUGACAACACCUUCAAGAUGAAGCACAUGAAGAAGAAAAAAGCGUCGUACGAGUGCUGCUCCAACUGA
Molecule: messenger RNA, 369 nt
Organism: Aphanomyces invadans
Lineage: Eukaryota; Oomycota; Saprolegniomycetes; Saprolegniales; Verrucalvaceae
Exons: 1
Coding region: 1-369 (122 amino acids)
Molecular function (GO): nucleic acid binding
Source: RefSeq, a predicted model, not a curated record